Molecule: messenger RNA, 1551 nt
Organism: Eutrema salsugineum
Lineage: Eukaryota; Viridiplantae; Streptophyta; Magnoliopsida; Brassicales; Brassicaceae
Exons: 1
Coding region: 1-1551 (516 amino acids)
Source: RefSeq, a predicted model, not a curated record
AUGCAGGCUCAAUUGCGAGAGAUCAGUUCCAAGUUUCACCAAGCCACCAGCUCAGCACCUGAAAUCGACCGUGUAAUCCAAGAAGCACAGAAAACACCGUUCACUUCCCGGAUCACCAACGUCCCCGUCCCAAACUUAGAAAAGUUUAAGCUACGGUCGUACGAGGGGAACUCCGAUCCGAGGCAUUUCCUUACCUCGUUCGGUAUCGUAAUUAACCGACUGAAGUUCACAUCGGCCGAACAGAAGGACGCGAUUCAAUGCCAGUUGUUCGUCGAGCACCUCGAAGGCAUUGCUCUGGACUGGUUCUCAAGAUUGGAGGCCGACUCCAUCGAUAACUACAAGGAACUCUCGACGAAGUUCGCAAAGCAUUUCUCGAUGUUCAUCGGGCAGAAAACUCGUAACUCCGAGCUGUGGGAGAUAUCACAGAGCGAGAAUGAGUCGCUCCGAGACUUCAUGGCACGUUUCAAACAGAUCAUAGCACACUGCACAGUGGACGAUGAAGCCGCUCUCGAGGUUUUGUACCAGAAAACGUGGUAUAAAUCCCCCUUUCACAAAGAACUUCGCAGGAACAGACCGCUCACCCUCGAGGACGCGCUCCAUAAGUCAAACAUCUUCAUCACGGAAGAAGAAGAAGAAGCCACCAAGGAUCGGCAGUAUUCAACGACAAAGCCAGGCCAAACGCCAGCCCCCAAGGAGAGCUCGGAAACGAAGACCCAGCCCGGGAAACCGCGCGGAGUAGUAAAUCAAGCUGGACCGUCGAACCAGAGGACAGGACGACCUCCAAAAUCUUGGAACACAUGGCACAAGGACGACGAUACGCCACUGAGUGAGCGUUUUUGCGAGUAUCACGAGCGAUAUGGGCAUAUCACGGAGGAAUGCCGACAUCUGAGGGAUUUCUUACUUCAACAGUUCCGCAAGGGCGAGAUCGACACCGCAGAUUUGCCUAAACCGGGACCUCGGCGGCCGAACCCGCGACCAAACAAGCCUGGCAAUCAAGAAGCUGCCAAGGCAACCGACUCCGAUGACGAACAGGUCGCUCCCCCGAAACGAGACCGGGAAGCACCUAAUAGAGAGCCAAACGUCCCAAAAACCAGGAAGAAGGUCAACAUGAUUAUGGGAGCCCUCGAAUCAUGCAACUAUUCCGUCCGAGCUCUCAAAGAAUACAGCCGACAAGCGUCGAGUUCGCAACCCCAGACAACGGUCACAACUGUACCAAUUUUAUUCACAGAAGCCGACCUGCGGGGAGUGCAUAUGCCUCACAAUGAUUGCCUCGUCGUCGAACUCCAGCUCGGAGAUGUCGAAGUCAGCAGAAUCUUAAUCGACACAGGGAGCUCGGUAAACGUCAUAUUCCGAGAGACAUUAAAGAACAUGGAUUUUCCGGACUCCGAGAUCAAGCCCUACAUGGAAUCAUUAACCGGGUUCACUGGAGAAAAAACAAGAACAGUAGGAACAGUGAAGAUAUCCAUCUAUGUCGGCGGGUCAAAUUCUUGGUACUCAUCAAACCGGCGAUAUACAAUGCGAUUUUGGGAACGCCCUGGCUGUUCGACAUGA